Molecule: messenger RNA, 1826 nt
Organism: Haliotis rufescens (red abalone)
Lineage: Eukaryota; Metazoa; Mollusca; Gastropoda; Lepetellida; Haliotidae
Product: zinc finger protein 358-like
Exons: 2
Coding region: 106-1338 (410 amino acids)
Biological process (GO): regulation of DNA-templated transcription
Molecular function (GO): RNA polymerase II cis-regulatory region sequence-specific DNA binding; DNA-binding transcription factor activity, RNA polymerase II-specific
Source: RefSeq, a predicted model, not a curated record
CAACUGCACACAAAGAGUGGAAUCGGUGCCAAAUAACGGUACACUUGUCUUGAGAACGCGCCUAGAGAACGAUUUGAUGCUUACAAAGUUUUUUCCUUUGCAAACAUGCCCCGUGCGUUCCUGAUCAAGAAACACCCAGCUUUUGGGUGUGUUGGCGAUUCCGAAUCAGACCUACCUUGUGUGCAAGACUCAUCCUGCUUUGUUACACCCGUCAAUGGCGACUUUCACUCAGUCGCAGUCAAUCUGGAAAAUCGGGAAAACAGUUUCGACUACCUCGCCAUGAGCCCCGGGGGUAAGACUGCGGAGAGCGAGACCAGCCCGGGGGGUGCCUCUCGCCAAAGUCCCUCUGACACGGGAGUUAACAAGGAGUCAAGUCAGAGACAAAUUGCCACUGAAAGAGACGAAAAUGGAAUCAUCAGAAAUUCGGAAAACGAGACAUCGAAGGAAGGGGAAAUGGCGGAACGAUUAAACAGCAGUUUGGUUUCAAAUGAGACGCAAAACACUCCCAAGAGCGCGUUCAAGCCGAUCGUUAGACCAUGGUUAAUUGAACCCGUGCGUGACAAGAUACCCUACGGGAAUCAACAUGUUCUUCGUGCUAAUAGCUGCCCAGGGGAUGUAAGGCGAGGGGAUAUCAGCUCGGACAAUUAUCUACCCCUCCCGGGUAAAGAAGUAUACCCCCCAAACUGCCUCUCCCACCUCGACGCUAUUCGUUUGCUGCGUCAACGAAGCUCGUUCUAUCAAACAUCGGCGUUCCAUUCCAAAGCCAGCCCCUAUCCGAACAUAAACGCCUGGCUGGCCUGUCUCAGAAACAGCCGACCUUAUCAAAUGGUCAGCCUCCCACAAGGAGGAAUGGUACCCAAAACGGACCAAAUAUACCCCGCUACCCAUUCGCAACCCCCCAGAUACAACUGUGAAGCAUGCAGUAAAAGUUAUUCCACAUUCGGCGGACUUUCCAAGCAUAAACAAUUCCAUUGUACGUCUCAAAUAAAAAAAGACUUCAAGUGCAAAUUUUGUGAAAAAUCCUAUUCCUCUUUGGGCGCCCUGAAGAUGCACAUCCGGACCCACACCCUCCCCUGCAAGUGUAAGCUGUGCGGCAAGGCCUUCUCCCGGCCCUGGCUGCUCCAGGGUCACAUCAGGACCCACACGGGGGAGAAGCCUUUCUCCUGCCCCCACUGUGGCCGGGCGUUCGCGGACCGAUCCAACCUCAGAGCACAUCUCCAGACCCACACGGACAUCAAGAAGUAUGCCUGUAAACUGUGCACAAAAACCUUCUCCAGAAUGUCAUUGCUGUUAAAACACGAGGAGGGGAGCUGUACCGGGAUGGUUCGGAGAACGUGAGGGGGACACUGUAGUGGUCCCUGGGGUCGGGGAGGGGGAGGGGUGGACUGACAAUUAUAUCAUUGGAAAUUGUAUGAAGAACCAUAAGGCCGUCAUUUCUCCCGGACAAUUAUACAUAUUUCGUUGCUGUAUAUAAUAAACAUAUUUUUGAACCCGGAAUGGGUUUGCAUCGUGCUAAGAACACAGGUUAGUAAAUUAACAGGAAUACAACCGCAAGACAAAAUGCGAAAAUAUUGAUGCUUUAGAAACAAUUCCAGGACCAAUUGGUAUGAUUUAUCAUUAUAUCCAGAUGUGUAUUCCCUAUGAGAUUGACGUCUCUGUUCAUUCACGUCUUUGUCAGUUAAAUCAUGUAAAUGUGUCAACCGUAGUUGAUGUAAGAGUAGGUCAACUGUUUUGUGAAAUUCAGUGUAUCACAUUAUGUCUGUAAGAAUGUAUAUAUAAAUACCUUUGUGUCAGUGAAAGGGAAUAUGUAUAGGCAUGUAGCUAUC